UUGUGUGUUCAUAGGGGGGCAGCAUAAAGGGUAAUUAGGCGUUUCCAUGUAUAGAGAGGAGCUGUGAAGGUGGUCCUCCUGUUCUGUUCAUGGAGAAGGUUAUCCCUGAGAUCCAACCAAUCACGGGUCCUUUUCAUCACAUGGAUACCCACAUGUUAGUCAAGGCAAAGGCAAUUGCUUUGAAAAAAAAUUGAGCGGUGACCCAUAAUCAAAGCUCUCACACAGUUUCUCCAUAUCAAUCGCUGAAGUAAAGCCAAAGUUGUUGGAAUCUGAUGGCUGAGUUCUACCUUCCAAGUCAAAAACAGAGGUGGGGGAAGCGGAAAAACAAGUGCAGAGUAAGUGAUCCUACCGCAUCACGUUACUUUUCUAGCUUCGUCUGUGACUUCCUGCGUUGCGGCACAUAAAACAAAACUUUUUCUCUGAGGACAAACUUCAAACACCUGGUGGGCAUGGCUCAUUUCCGCGAAAUCUUCUUCCACCAUACCCCGUUUUGGUGGUAGUUGAAAACCCAAUAUGCAAUUUUGUAGCUGACAUUUCUGCUUGUAAGAUUUGACAGUGGGCAGUGAUUUCCCUCACGGGCUUUAACGCCAUCGCCAACACUGUAAAGUUAUAUACUACUUGCUACAAUGAGAUAGAGAGAAAGAGAAUCAUUGCAUACCAGGUUGUUUCUCCAAGCAAUUUGGGUAAGGAAGUUGUUAAGAAUGCUUGGUUUUUAUGCUACUUUUCUGUCUUGAAAAUUCCUGAUCGUUUGAGUUGAAAGUUCUUGUUCUUUGAUUUGUUUGUGUGUGGCAAAUUCUGCUUGUGAUUCCUCAUCUGGGUUUUUGGUUUCUGUUAUUUUGUUUGUUCAUACGAUUGUUAGCUGCUGUCCCAUGACAACAAUAUCUGAUCUACUAUGUUUCAGUACAAAUGUUCCAUGAUAUUGUUCACUGUUUCUCAAAUAAACAAACAAACAGGUUAGCUCAGGGAGAGGGAGAGCACUGUUAAAGCAACGAAGUGAAAAAGUUGUUGUGGGUCAGAGAGGUUUGAAGGGGAAUACCAACUGUUCAUUCAACCUGCUUUUAUUCUUCAGCAGGAACUGCAAAAUAUGCAGACCUCAAAGCCUAAAAAUUUAGAAGCUCCGCUGAGAAAACCUCGACCCACUCGACAACUUAAAGCGUCUGGUUCGGAUUCUGUUUCGGCUUCGGGUUCUCCGCUCCCUCCGAGUAAAAUGACGAAGGAAAGAAGUCCUAGACCUGUUGUUACAAAAUCAGUUCAGAGCUCAGUACUUGAGAAAAAACGCCCAAAUCGAGUUUCUACAAUGGAAUCACAGAUUGCUCAACUUCAAGAUGAACUGAAAAAGGCAAAGGAUCAACUGAACUCAGCUGAAUUAGGGAGGAGGAGAGCAAAAGAGGAAGCUGAAGAGGGUAGGCAGCAGCUUGAAGCCAUGUCGUUGGAGCUUGAGGAGUCCAGACAGCAGUUGCUAGAGCUUUCUGCUUCUGAAGAUGAACGGAUUCAAGAGCUACGUAAAAUUUCACAGGAUCGAGAUAGAGCAUGGCAGUCUGAACUUGAGGCCCUCCAAAAACAGCAUUUAAUGGAUUCAGCUGCUUUGGGUGCUGCCAUGAAUGAAAAUCAGAAGCUUAAGCUUCAGCUGGAAAGGAUAGCUGGUAUGGAGGUGAACCAUAGUAGACACGCCGAAUCUGCACAAGCUGAGAUUCAUAGCCUCAGAAUAGAACUCAAAGAAACACUCUCACUGGUGGAGGAACUCAAAUCCAAGCUUUGUGAAUAUGAAGAUUCUGAAGCUCAGAGUCUUGAAGAUCAGAAGAAAACACAGAUGGAACUAGAAACAGCAAACGAAACCAUUGAAACGCUUCGAUCCGAGGGAACCAAUGCGAUGAAAGCGUUCAGCUCCGUAUCCUUGGAGUUGGAGCAAUCCAAAGAAAAAGUUGCAUCAUUGGAGGCCCUUGUUAGCAAAUACCAGGUCGAUUUGGCUGAGAUUGACAAGAAACAUUUGGAAGAUCAGUCUGAAAAUAAGAACAGUGAGAAGGAUGAGGAAGAAACUGAAUACAUCAAUCAGCUUAAAACUGAGCUUAAUUGUGUUAGAUCUGAAAUGGGUCAAUUGAAACUGGCUUUAGAUGCUGCUGAUAGAAGGUACCAGGACGAAUAUCUUCGGAGUACGAUACAGAUCAGAAGUUCUUAUGAAGAAUUGGAAUCUGUAAGAUCCGAAUCGCGUCUUAGAGAGGCUGCAUUUGAAGCUGAACUCGUUCGAGCAAAGGCACAAAUUGAGCAACUGAGGACGGAUCUCGAGGAUAAGGAAGCUCAACUUCUGAGCAUUGCCAAGGAAAAGGAAACUUCAAACAUGAAUCAGAGAAGCAAAGAAAGUGAAAGGGAAUCCGAUGAUAAUACAGAACAGCUGAAGAAGUUAGAGGCUGAUAUUGAGGAGUUGAAGGCAAGCCUGCUAGACAAAGAGACAGAGUUGCAAGGAAUCAUUGAAGAAAACGACAUGCUCCGGGUCGACAUUCAAAAAAUGGAAACAGGAAGGAAGAUGGCGAAUGGCGAAACUACCGAUCUGGAAGAGCCAGCAAACGAAGAGACUUUGAACAAACUUGGGAGUGUAAACGAAAACUCGGAAAUGGAGGCGGAAUUGAGGAGGCUAAGGGUGCAGUUAGAGCAAUGGAGGAAAGCAGCUGAGGCAGCUGCUGCAAUGCUCUCACCUGGGAAAGAUGGAAAGCUUGUAGACAUUUCAGGUCCUAUUGACAGCAACUAUCCUCAUGGCUCGUUGUACUCCGAAGAGCUCGAUGAUGACUCGCCGAAGAAGAAGAAUAUCAACAUGCUGAAAAAGAUAGGCGUUCUAUGGAAAAAGAAUCAAAAGUAGGUGAGAGAAGUGCAGCAAAGUAUUAUGCAAAUUGGGUUGGGUUGGGUUCUUUUCUUCUAUAAUCUUGGCUUGAAUUGAUAGGCAACCAAAUAUUUUAUGUGGAACUGUAUAGUAUAGUUGCUCAAACUGGUAAGUUUUGAUUUUUUAUAAGUUACAAAUGAAUUCAUGAUGCGUUUCUGCAGAAUACAAUAAGUUUUUUGCACUGCC
This is a messenger RNA of Cucurbita pepo subsp. pepo (vegetable marrow), 3058 nucleotides long. Lineage: Eukaryota; Viridiplantae; Streptophyta; Magnoliopsida; Cucurbitales; Cucurbitaceae. The record is from RefSeq and is a predicted model, not a curated record.